This is a messenger RNA of Phytophthora sojae, 1509 nucleotides long. RefSeq lists its product as hypothetical. The coding region runs from base 1 to 1509 and encodes 502 amino acids. Gene Ontology annotation, cellular component: shelterin complex. The transcript has 4 exons. Lineage: Eukaryota; Oomycota; Peronosporomycetes; Peronosporales; Peronosporaceae. The record is from RefSeq and is a predicted model, not a curated record. Gene Ontology annotation, molecular function: telomeric repeat DNA binding. Gene Ontology annotation, biological process: telomere maintenance via telomere lengthening; regulation of DNA-templated transcription.
AUGCUGUUCCGCGAGCUGCGCUUCUACCUGUCGCGCGCGCUGUCGGCCGAGGACAAGGAGGAGCUCGAGCGGCUCAUCCGGCAGAAUGGGGGCAUCGUGUCGGCCACGCCGGCGGGCGCCACGCAGCUCGUGGACUGCGAUAAACUGGACGCCAGGCAGCCCGAGUGGAUCUCCGCCGACUUCAUCAAGGAGUCGGUGGCGUUCCGGGCGCUGCAGGACCCGGCCAAGUACUCGGGGGCGGUCUUCACGGUGCAGCAGGAGCGCAGAGGGUCCAGCAGACUCGUGCGAGUGCGUGUGCGGUACUCGAACGAGGAGGACGCCAGGCUGCUGCACUUCGCCAAGCAGCAACGCUGGAAGGCCACCGAGUCGCUCGCACUGAGCGUCUGGCAGCAGGCGGAGAGCGAGCGCGUGACGACCCACACAGCGCACAGCAUGCACGAGCGUUUCAGGAAGCACUUGCAGAUGACGACGCCCAUGGAGCAGCGGGCAAUCAUGGCCAGAGCAGCGGCGACAACACGAGCAAGACUGCUGGAGCGAGACGCAGAGGUGGAAGAGAUAGAUGAUGAUGAAGACCAGAAGAAGGAGGAGGAGGAGGAGGAAGAGGAGCAACAACAGCAGCAGGAGGUAGUGGAGCCGACGCCUCGAGCACUUGCAAGUCCGAGCCCCACUGGGUUUCGGAACGUCGCGACGCCCGAGUCAACCCCAUCCCGGGCUUCAAGGUCGACACCACGUUCUACGACUCGCCAAAGUGUUGCAACCUCGGAGCAGGCUACGAUUGAGAGCCAGCUGAGAGAGGUCGGGGAAGAGAAGCUCAGCGGACGUGCGCGCUCGCGCAAGCCCAACUCCUACUGCUGCAGCAGCUCCUCUAUCAACACCGACGGCAGCCCCACCCACUCCUGCCAGCCCACCGGAGGUUCCAAGCAAUCAGGCAGCUCAGUCUUCGCCAGCACCUUCAGCUGGAUCAUCAAGCUCGUUGCCAUCUACACUGUGUGGGCCCAGCAUCUCGGAGAUCCAAGCAAAAGGAGACUGCUGCAAAGGUUCUUUGGACCUCCUGCGAAACCUGCGCCUCAAUCCCAAACAAGCACAGCGGAAUCUGCGACCGGCAGUGAUCCCAAUGAGGCUGCUGGGUCUGGUGAAUCUCAAGUGAGUGAGGUGCUCGACGAGCGUAUGGACGAACUGGAACAAGAGAAGAUGGAGCAAGCAACGGAUGAAGACACAGACGACAUCAUUUGUCACCUUCAGAUGGAGAGUCAUCAAGAUCUGCAUACUGUGGUCCACGCCCUGUACUACUGCAGCGGAGAUGUCGAGAUGGCAAGAUCCUUCCUCAAGGGCGUUUCACCUCCAAGCAUGUGGUCCCCCGAGGACGAUCUUUUGCUUGUUGACUUGCUGGCCGAUGAGAGCACCUGUCGUGCCGCUGUUGGAGCGGCUGUGACCCGUGGAGACUUCAGCUCGAUGCAAGUGGCACGUGACACGGAUGCAAUUUUGAAACGAGUGCAGUUUCUUCGGUGA